Messenger RNA from Eucalyptus grandis, 1064 nucleotides. Its product is annotated as 50S ribosomal protein L27. The coding region runs from base 285 to 734 and encodes 149 amino acids. Gene Ontology annotation, cellular component: ribosome. Lineage: Eukaryota; Viridiplantae; Streptophyta; Magnoliopsida; Myrtales; Myrtaceae. Gene Ontology annotation, molecular function: structural constituent of ribosome. The transcript is spliced from 4 exons. Gene Ontology annotation, biological process: translation. The record is from RefSeq and is a predicted model, not a curated record.
CUUCAGAUAUGCCGUGCACCUUCUCUGAGAAGCCAAGAACCCUAGACCGCCCUCUCGUCAUCUCUCGGGGCUCCGUCAAUCUGCAGUCGCUUCCAGGCGCGCGCGAUUUCGGGGAUAGACGGCCGGCACCGGAACUACCCACGGCGGUCGUGACCUGAAGCGCCCACCGGCUCCGGCGUCGCGGGUCGAGCUCGGUGACUCCGGCGCGACGGCGAACGCCCUGACGGCGAGAUUCAUCACGAGGAACUUCUGGGUUUAAUUGGAACUCUCUGGAAAUCAAGAGUAUGAAUUUCGUGGCAUCACUUUAUAGGAGAGUGAAUAUCAAAGAGCUUACCACCAGCAUCCCUGUUUAUAACAAUGCCAGUGAUGCAUCUGGUGGAGGAUUGAAUUUGCUGUUCAGGCGUUGGGCCACUAAGAAGUCGGCUGGAUCAACAAAGAACGGAAGAGACUCAAAACCAAAGAAUCUUGGUGUGAAGAAGUUUGGUGGAGAGAGAGUCAUACCAGGAAAUAUAAUUGUUCGACAGCGGGGCACCCGAUUUCACCCUGGAAACUACGUCGGAAUGGGGAAAGAUCACACCCUCUUUGCAAUGAAAGAAGGGUCGGUUCAGUUUGAGAAGCACAAGCUCAGCGGGCGCAAGUGGGUGCACAUUGUUCCAAAGGACGGCCACACACUUCACCCCAUGUAUGCAGAGGCUGCUGCUGUGGAUGCACCUGAGCUGAAGACAGCUACUUAAACAACCCGCCUUUGGAAUUUGAUGGUUGAAUUUUCAUCCCAACUCCAUAUUUCACCUCUUUUCUGAACAAUAAGCGUUGGGGCAUGGGAAAGAGCUUGAGGUACAAGCUGCAAUGCUCGAGAUAAAGUAGUUAGCCAUUGUUGCUUGCCUCUUUGAAAACUCAGGCACCAAAAGAAAAGGACAGAUACAAGGAUCUCAGUGUGUCUGUCUACUGGGGUAAAAUUGUAUGUGUAUUUUUGCAUGCAUGCUCGCUUGUUUGCGCUGUGAUUUCUUGCUGCUGAUGAGUCGCCACUUUCGGUUCCUCUUCUUAUACAUUCACUAAUCAGCACA